CUACAGCGCGAUUACCAUUAUUUGAUACUUGAAAGAGACGAAAAUUCCUUGUAUAAUAACCACGAUAAUCGAUCAACAUUUGGCCGUCCAACUAUGUUUUCAACCUGCAAAUUGCAAUGGGUUCAUAACCCGUAGGUGACGUUUAAUUAAUUUUAUUUAUUUAGAUGGUAUAAAAAUUGUACAUUUCUAUAGCGAUAAGUAUAUUAGCAGUGUUUAUUUUUAUCAAACUUUAUUAAAUUUGUUCAUGACUAAGAAAUAAUGUCUUUCGAGUACUUGCCCGUGGCUGAAGAUGAAAACGAAGAACCCAUAGAACUACCAAUCGAAGAAGAUGGAACACUGAUGUUAACGACCGUCUCUGCGCAGUUUCCUGGCUGCUGUGGAUUAAAAUAUCGACAUCCGGAAACGAAAAACAUCAGAGGUAUUAGAUUAAGAGAUGGCAGAUUGUAUCCUCCUCCUGAAGGCUGGGGUAAUCACUUGUACAUAUGCAGUUUCCCCAAAGAAAAUAAACGAAAACCCGGUGAAAACUCUGAAACUUCAUUAGCCAAGAAUAAAAGAAACGAUAAUUUAUGUUCUGACUUGAUAGUUUUGGGUUUACCAUGGAAGGCCACUGAGCAGACUGUCCGGGAAUAUUUUGAAAAAUUUGGCGAAGUAUUAAUGGCCCAGUUAAAAAGAGAUCCAAAAACUGGUAUGUCAAAAGGAUUUGCUUUCAUUCGAUUUGCUUCAUACACAUCUCAGAUGAGAGUGCUUGCUCAAAGGCACAUGAUAGAUGGACGAUGGUGUGAUGUACGGAUACCUAACUCCAAAGAGGGAUCAGUACCAUCCAUGCCAUGUAAAGUGUUUGUGGGCCGAUGCACAGAAGAAUUAACUGCCAAUGACUUGAGAGAGUAUUUUUCACAAUUUGGAGAAGUGACAGAUGUGUUUAUUCCGAAGCCUUUUAGAGCUUUCAGUUUUAUUACAUUUCUAGACCCAGAAGUUGCCCAAAGUCUAUGUGGUCAAGACCAUAUUAUUAAAGGUGUGUCAGUAAAUGUUUCCAAUGCUUCUCCUAAACAAAAUAAAGGUGGUUCAAACCAACGUAACUUACCCAGCAGAAACUAUGAAGAAGGCCACCCACACAAUGCCUCUAAUAACAACUCUUGGAAUAACCGCAACUUGGAUAUGGUUAACAUGCAAGCAUUGGGUAUGUCUGGUCAGCACGGACAAACAGCUGUCGCUGGUGGUGGUGGUCAAGCUCAAGGUGGGAGCAUGCCUUUGGGCAUGGGAGGAUUACCGGUGAACCAAGCUCUAGUGGCAGCUGCACUCAACCAGGCAGCCGGGUGGGGCCUCAUCAACAACAUCCCAUCAGGUGGGUCUGAGCAGGGCGCCUUUGCGGGACCAGCAUCAUCUGCUCCACCAGCUCCACCAAACUUUUUGUCUUGGAUGCAACAAGGUAACUCGGCACAAGGGCCCUCUAGUCAGUGGGGACAGCGACACCAGUCCCAAGGCCACUCAGUUUGAUCCAAAAUUUGAUUUGACAAGCUCACAAUAAUCUCUGUGAUUGUAGCAACAAUUAGAUAAAUAUCAUUUGUUUUUAUCUACAUUAUACAAAUAGGUUGUUCUGUUGGUGAAGAGUGGUUAACCUAGAAAGUUUGCUAAUGAUGUUAUUUAUUUAUUAUGCAAUUGCUUGUGUUUUGUUGAUUCCCUUCAAACCUGGUCUAUUUGAAUGAAGUAAAUGAAUGUAUCAUGUUAUAUAAUAUACAAUUACGGAUUUAUGGUGGUGUAAAUGUAAACGACCUUGGUUGUUAUACCUAAGAGAAUUUUUUUAGGGUACUGUCCUUAAUUUUUGAAUCUUUUUAGAUGACCGAUUACAUGAUUAAUGAUUUACAGAUUGUUUAAUACAUUUUUACUCAACCAGACAGUGGGUAAAUUACACAAAAAUGGUUUUUUGAUGCCAAAACAUAAGAAAAAUUAUUUUGGUUCAUAAUUUACAAAAAUAAAUUAUAAAUUACAUAUUUUUGAACUGAAAAAUUAUUUUGAUUGCUAUGAAUUCCACUUGGGGUUCUAAACUAUUCAGUUGUUCAUUACACAAUAAGAUGCGUUAAUAUUCGUUUUUCAAAUAUAUAGGCAAAUAAUAUAGCUCUUAUGACAAAUUAGUACAAAAUAUAAAUUAUUAAAUGAAAUAAAGAACCUGACUACAUUGUAAAAUACUAAACAGCAAAAGAUAUUCUGUAUAAUACUGCUAGUGUAUUAGGUAUUUGCAGAGUUCAUAAUAUAAUAUGUGUAUAUUAAAUAUGAAAAACAUAUUUCAAAUAUGCCUAGUAUCUUCAAAAAAUCUUAAUUUGAAUCUAUAUAAAGUUCUUACCUGCUUUAUAAUGCUAUUUCAAGGUAAUUCAUAAUAUUAUUUUAAAGGAAGUAGGCACAUGCUUUCUGAGACACUUGGCUAAAAAUAAUACAUAUAUAGUAUGUUUUGAGCUUUAUUAUUUUUGUUUUAGUUAUUAUUCUGCAUAAGCUAAACUUCAAGUUGAUUUCCAACAAAUUUUUUUCAGUAAAAUUGAGUAAAUAAAACAAAUGGGUGGAAUGUAAUUUUGAUUAAAAUUAUUGCCAAAUCAAGCUGCUUAAAAAACAAACAAAAAUAGCUGUAGUCUAAAUAUUGAUUUUGAUACAAAAUGCAACAUAGAAUAAAAUAUUUUUAUAUAAUUAUAGUUAGUUCCUUAAUCUGUAAAAUAAAAAUACAUGAAUUUUGUUUCUUUUCACUCUGUUUUUCAGUGCUCAUAUCUUCAUAGUUCCAUAAAGUCCUUUAAUCUCUAUAAUAAAAUAGGUAUUUUUUGUUUUUGUGUGAUUUGCCCAUUUUUUCAUUGAUUGCAUAUUGUACUUCUUAAAUCUGUAAAUGAAGAUGAAAAUGUCUGCAAGAAUUAUGGAUAGUCUUAAAAGAAAAUUUUCAUCUAGCUGUAGCAAUUAAGGGUGUUACAAUUACUGCUCUAUCUACCCUGUAUACAGAUGUUUAUUUCAUAAGGGUAUCUAAGGCUAUUAGCUAAGCUAUUACAACUUUUUAAGAAAUGUUGGAGAUCUUACAUAGAAAAAAAAUUUUUGCAUUCAAACAAAUAAACUACAUAAUAUUAACCAUUUUUCACACACUACCAUAUUUUAUAUCAAUGAAAUUAACAAUAUGUGUAAAUUGAAUAAUUUCUAUUAUAUAAUAAUAAUAAGAUAAAGUUACUUAAAUAUUUAAAAUAACUGUCAGGAUAUGCAUAAUAUGUUAUCCAUCUUUUGAUAACACUUGUAACAAUUUUAAAAUGUGAAUGGUUUAUUUACAAAUUUAUUUAUCUUAAUAAAUACGGAAAAAACCCAGAACCUAUCCAAUUUUAUAAACCAGUACACAAUUUAUACCAAAUAAUGAAGUAUAUCUUUUACUAAUAAAUAAUUAAAUUUGUAGGGAAUUGGUAUUUGAUUUGCGGAUAUCACAAAAUUCAAUUUUCCAAUAUAUAUUUUUUUUCGAGUCAUUGAAUCGCGAAUAUGGACCUAUCAAAAGAGAAGUUUUUUGUCACGCUUAGAAAUGACAUAUUUUAAUUGGGAUCAUUCUCAGAACCGAAUCGAAGAUUAAGAUAGGCAUUGUUUAUUGAAAACGCCCAUUAAUGAAACUAAUACUUUUCAUGUCACUAGGGCGUUGUAGCACUACAUUAAAAUGGGUGACAUUGACACUUGACCUUUAAAUGACAAACAAUGUAUUAUACACCACUAAUCGAAAAUAUUUUAAUUAUUAAACAUCAUUUGAUAAGUAAAAAUUUAUUUUUCUCUAAUUCAGACAUUUUCAACUACUUAUUUAGAAAAUUUAAUUAUAUUUUUUCUUUUUAUUAUAUUCUAAUAAGAAAAACAAAGAAUUCAGAUAUAGAAAUAUGUAGUGUAAAUAUUAUUAGAAAAGACAUGCAUAUUUAAAUGUGUUUUUUAUUUUUAAAUAAAAUCCAAGGAUUCUAAUCAUAUUUCCACAUAACUUAUGAAGAAUAGCCUUAGAUGCCUUAAAAAGCUAAUCCAGAGUAAUUGAUGUGAUUAAUGGAUUCUAUGAAAAAUUACAAUUAUGUAAUACCUUAGUAAGUCAAUAUUAUUAUAUUAAAAAAAAUAUUGUUGUGCUUUUUGUUUGUCAUUUUAUAUUAUUUUAUCUAAAUAUAUUAAUAAAAAGUAGCAUACAUACUUCUGUAUGUUUGAAACUUUUCCUUAGAUAAAAUUUUAUAGUAAUCUGGGAGUGCUUAAUUGUAUAGAUGUUUUGUAAAUCCAAUUUUACAAUUUUAGGGACCGUCCAGUAACUACAAAUUUCUAUAAAGGAAAAUAUAAUGUUUUCUUGAAAUAUUGUCUUGAACCAUUUUCAUCUAAUUUGGAGUUCUUCUUAAAAAUAUUCAACUUGCAAAUAUACGAUUAAAUUCAGCAAUAAAGUAUGUCAUUGAACAUUAUAUUUCUUUAAAUAGUUAAAUCUUACGUUUCUUAAGCAUUUUCGGAAUAUUGAUCAUAAUCAAAUUUUUUAUUUUAUAUAUAUUAUAAACCAAGCAAUACUAUCAGCUCAGAAAAUUUACUUAUCUCUUAGGUUGGUUUGUGGUUCUUUAGCUUCUACCUUAUAAGGAGAUAAUUACUACAACAACAUAAUAAUAUUAAUGUAUAAAACAAAUUAUUUGAUUCAAAUAUUGCUUGUUUUUAAAUAAUAUAGAAAUCUAAGCUACUAAUACUAUGCAUAAAAUAUGCAAAAUAUGCAUAGAAAACAUAAUAUUAUGAUUUUGCUUUAUUACAUAUUUGUAAAUAAGUGUUUCAGAAAUACAAAUUAUCAAAUGAUUGAAUUUAAAACGGAUAAACCUAUUUCCAAACAUCAGUUACCAAGACAUUAGGAAUGUUAAUGUACAGAAUAUUUGUCAUUUUGAUAUUAAGAUUUUCCAUAUUAUUUAUUAAUGAAAUUAUAACAUUAAAUAAGUACUUCACUUUGGCAAAUCAUUUUAGACCGAUAGAAGAAAAAACUGAAGGUUUUCUUAAAUCCCAGAUUAAAUUUAAGAAUGAGUUUAAUAAUUGUCUUGUCCCUUGCCUUCCCACUUUACAUAUUUUCAAUGAUUAAUGUAUGUAGUAGUGUUAGGUAUACUGUGCUUUUGUAUAUUAACGGGUUAAAAGAACAUUAUGUUUUAACAACAGACUGUUAAGAGUUCAUACAUUGUAUAGUAAAACAUAGAAGUCUAUUGAUUGUUAUCAUUGUUUGUCAAAUAAUGUUGAUUAUUAUAAAUUUAUUGUGUGUUUCCUCACGUGGAUAUGGGUAUGAAGAUUGAGGACAAAUGUCUAUUUUUGACAAAAUAAAUAGUUAGAAUAUUUUUGUUACUGAGCAAUGUGGGAUUGUUUACGAAUGGGUAUAGAUGUAGUUGUAGGACAUUCAUCCAAUAGCCACUGUAUAUAUCUUUAGAUGAAAUCAGAAUGAUGGUUGUACAAAUUAAUCGACUGGCAAGACUGUAUAUAACAUAACAAAAUGAUGCCCAGGUGUAGUCACAUCUCUAAGGAGAUAGCGAUUAAAAACGAGGUAGAUAUAAAACGGUAAUCAAUGUUUACAAAAAUAGGAAUUAACAUUUUUUUUUCUACCAAUAAAAUAACAUUGUUAUAGUAACAUGUGACAUCAGCAUGAAAAUUAUUAUAAUUAUUAUGUAACAUCACGUUUCUUAAAUCAUGUAAGAUGUACGUAAUAUCUGAUUUCCUACAGUUACUGGUGAAUUAUAAUUUGUGUGUAGAUGGCCAAAUCUAAUGAUUCGGAGUAAUGACAAGAAGGGCUUUUGUUGACACCAAGUAUGAUGUGAGGCAACAGAUUCUAAAAUGUAAAGAUCAGAAAAUUAUCGAACAGUAACCUAGUUAAAUGAUGUACCAUGGCUCCCAAUAGGACAUGAUAAGGUGUGGGACUCAUAAAAUGAAUAAUACAAUAAAUUUGAUGAUCUUUUUAAAUUACAAUAUUUAACUUGUGUCGUAGAUAUCGGCAAUUCCAAAAGAUGUAUAAAUAUUACAAUUAUUUCGUACUUACAUAUUUAUAAAUAAGGCUUACAAAAAAAAGCUAAAAGUGUUAAAGCUAGACUGUAUUCGUGGGGUAACACCAACAUCAGAUAUGUACCUAUCUACAAAAUAGACGAAAUAUACCAAGCAAUGACAAUACUUAAAAUGGUAGUGCAGUCGUUGAUGGAAUAAAGGGUGUUCGACGAAUUAAUGUAAACGUGGCAAAUUGCUUAUGUUUUUUGGUAAUCAUUAUAGAAAGUGUUUGAGAGUAAGAUGGCCAAGAUAAGAGGAAUGAAGAGAAUGGCAUAAAAAAUAUUUUAUUGUGCCGUUUGACAUUACCUAAUAUUUAUAGUUUGAUCUGUAACAGUUACAUUAGAAAUACCUACAUAAUAAUAAUUUUAGUUGAUGUACAUAUAACAGACAAUUUCCAUAAUUAAAUAUUUAAAUUUGUAUUUAUGUAAUAUGGUGUAUGUUUCCCAUAUAUCGCUUUUUUGUUCUAAGUCAUUUGAACACUAUCACCGAUAUUCCUACAUUUUGAUUAGGCUAUCCGCACACAUUUAAAAAAUUCCACCUGUGUAUUAUUUGCAAACACACACCUUUAUAGUUACUAAUAAUUAUUUUAUUAGCGUACGACCUGAGUGCAUAUUCUUUUUGCAUAGCUGACUACAGGGUUAGCUCCAAGCAUUUAAGCAUUAUUGCAGUUAUUGGUCCAGUCUGAAGAGUUGAAAAUUUAUAGACCAGUUAAAACAUCAAGUAUAGCACCAGCAAAAAAUAAUAUUUUGUCGCUUGAUGUUUUACUGUUGUCUAUGUUGUGUGGAAAAUGUCGUCGACCCGAGUGUGGAUUUAUUAAAUAACAUAACAUGAAGUUUAUCAUUAGUUUCAAAUGAAAUAUCGCCUGCGAGCCCUGCGACUCAAAACUUUUACAGUUAUCACUACGAUGAAGUACCAAAAGCAUAAGAUAAUAAAUAAUGAUAUACAAAACUCUUUAAAGUGAUUGCUUUUAUAAAUGUAUCGUAAAUAGUUUUAAUGGUCCUUCCAGUCCGCUUAUUUAUAAACAUGGUCAUUUUCAUGGACUGUCCAUAUAUGUUAAAAAGGUACGUUAAACCAAAAAUCUAGCUCAAAAUACGCUCAGGACCUACGCUAAUAAAUUACCAGAAUACCUAAACAUUUACAUUUAACCUUUGUAUUACAAAUUCUCUUAUGGAUUUAGCAUGCUGUUAUAUAACAAACUAAAAAGCUAGCAUAAUGCAAGUUUGUAAUCAUCAACAGCCGUUAAAAUAAAAUAAAAUAUACUUUUAGACGAUGUGAUGAACCAUCGAAAGAAAUUUAGUAUAGGUACCAUUUCCACGUUAUUACAAGAAAAUACCAGAGUAAAUAGUGAUUUAUGGGCGCAUUCUAUGUUUUAGUAUAAUGAAUAAUAUACUAUACUGGAUUAGUAAUGUGCAUUUCGAUGGUCCAACCAAACUAUAAGUGAUUCAUAGUUGCAACUAUCAAGUACAAAAGUAUGUCGCUAAUGUUAUUGUAACUUUUCUGUAACUGUUAACUAUUUCGCAUAGUUUUUCAAAAUCAUUGCAAAAUAUAAACAUCGUCCCGCCGCGACGUAUGUCGAACUUUUGCAUGUGUGAUGCUUAUUUAGUUCACAAGACAUCUUCAAAAAGAUAGAUAAAUGUGGAGUUUUGUUUCCGCAAGCCUAAAAAAGUCCAGAAUCUAAAUCACAUAUUUUGAAUUCCAAUACAAUGAUACUUUUCCUCAUAACUUUUUACAGAUGCCUGUGUAAAACAAGUCGCGAUUAUAGUCAAUAAAGGAAUUGGUAUUUAUGAUGUGUAUGUUUUCGCUUAUAUUUGUUUGUUUUUUAACUUAUUUGGCCAUUUGUUGUUCAGUUUUUAAUUUAUAUGCGUGUCGAUUUUUGAUAUAGAGUAAGAUUUUGCUAUUGUGUGUUAAAUCUAAUAUAAAAUAUUUAUAAGUAAUGUUAUAACAUAACAUCUAAAUCAAGUCAAUUUGGAUUGGUAGAUAGUUUUUAUUUACAGUUGUUAUAAUAUGAGACACGGCAAACCUAAAAACCCGAUAUAGACAAAGGCAAUGAACAAUAACUAUUAUGGUGCGACCGCUUCUUAGCGUGCGCGUAUUACGUGGUCAAAAUGAAACAAAUUGUUUUUGCAGCUAUUUCUUUGAUCAUAGUCACUUCUAGCCUAUCUUGAAGAUAAUAAACGCAAGAAAUGUUUCAAUUUUGGUUCACAAAAUGUAAUUCAAUAUUCGCAAAAUAAUCGAUAAAAAAUUUAACAUUCAAAGCACUGUGCGCUACAUUUCUGAAGAUUUUAAGGUUUAUAUAAUUAUAAUAUUUUAGUGCACAUUUUUCUUAAUUCCAGGUAUAAAAUAAAAUUUAUAAAGUGGUUAUCUGUACCUAUGUAAUAGAUUAUUCAUUUCCGUAUGUAAUAAAAUCAUCACUGCAGUAUGAUGUUUACAUAAUAUAAACUAAUUAUUUAUUUUAAAAUGUACUUGCAUAUUUUUUUUUACAGUAUAUAACUAAAUCAGGUACUCGACCAAAUUUUGCUUUGUAUUUAUUAUAUCGUCAAUUUUUAUCUACAAAGUAGACAUUCAGAACAUAACGCAUAGGCAUUAACUACCAGUGUACCAUUAUUUAUAAGGAUAUAAUAUAAAAUAUAUGUUUUAUUUCUUGAAAAUACUACGGUUUAUUUCGUUUGUUGCGAUACUUAGAGAUUCCCAAGGAUUGUUUUCAUUUAUUACUUAUCCGACAGAUAACCAUAAUAUGUAUUUACCAAAAGUGUUAUUAUUAUGGAAAUACACCAAUCACAAACUAA
This is a messenger RNA of Manduca sexta (tobacco hornworm), 8792 nucleotides long. RefSeq names its product TAR DNA-binding protein 43-like. The transcript has a single exon. Gene Ontology annotation, cellular component: nucleoplasm. Bases 259 to 1494 code for a protein of 411 amino acids. Gene Ontology annotation, molecular function: RNA binding. The record is from RefSeq and is a predicted model, not a curated record. Lineage: Eukaryota; Metazoa; Arthropoda; Insecta; Lepidoptera; Sphingidae. Gene Ontology annotation, biological process: regulation of gene expression.